Messenger RNA from Harmonia axyridis, 831 nucleotides. It is a transcript of the gene Arpc4, whose product is annotated as actin-related protein 2/3 complex subunit 4. Gene Ontology annotation, cellular component: actin cytoskeleton; Arp2/3 protein complex. The record is from RefSeq and is a predicted model, not a curated record. The coding region runs from base 219 to 725 and encodes 168 amino acids. Gene Ontology annotation, biological process: Arp2/3 complex-mediated actin nucleation; actin filament polymerization. Gene Ontology annotation, molecular function: actin filament binding. Lineage: Eukaryota; Metazoa; Arthropoda; Insecta; Coleoptera; Coccinellidae. The transcript has a single exon.
UUUCAGACAUAGAUAAAGAUAAGUAGGUGUCAGAAAGCUAGUAGCCGUAGACAGGUAUUUAUAAUAUUAAGGUCUAUGGUUUUAAACUAGUUUUUUGAUAAUCUUUGUAAAAGAAUUUUUCAUAAGGAUUUUUCUCAAAGCUAUGCCAAAGUAAAGCUAGUGAAUCCUGUUCUCGUUCUGCUAUAUUAUCAUCCAGUAAUUGAUUGUUGUAUACUAAAAUGUCUGCAACUUUAAAACCUUAUUUAACAGCGGUUCGACACACCCUAACCGCUGCUAUGUGUCUGAAAGAUUUUUCUUCGCAAAGGGUGGAAAGGCAUAACAAGCCAGAAGUUGAGGUGAGGUCUAACAAAGAACUACUUCUGACACCAGUUGUGAUUUCUAGGAACGAUAAGGAAAAAGUAUUAAUUGAAUCAUCAAUUAACUCUGUUAGAAUAAGCAUUGCUGUUAAACAAGCAGAUGAGAUUGAAAAGAUAUUAUGCAAAAAGUUCAUGAGAUUCAUGAUGAUGAGAGCUGAAAACUUCAUUGUUUUAAGAAGAAAACCUGUGGAAGGAUAUGAUAUAAGUUUUUUAAUUACAAAUUUCCACACUGAACAGAUGUACAAACACAAAUUGGUUGAUUUUGUUAUAAAUUUCAUGGAAGAAAUUGACAAGGAAAUAUCAGAAAUGAAGUUGGCGGUUAAUGCAAGAGCUCGAAUUGUGUCAGAAGAAUUUCUAAAGAGAUUUUAAUGUAUACUGGAAAAUUACAAGCCUUUUUUAUAUGAUUCUCUUUAUCUAUUUAAUCCAAAUAUAUGUUAUUCUAAUUUUAUUAUAUAGAGUAUAUUUUAGUAUUGAA